Lactuca virosa is the source of this 1350-nucleotide messenger RNA. The record is from the annotation of a GenBank genome assembly. NCBI's taxonomy places the organism in Eukaryota, Viridiplantae, Streptophyta, Magnoliopsida, Asterales, Asteraceae.
AUGGCAAACUACUCAGCAAAGGGAGCCUCUUCAAAUGGAUCUGUAUAUGUUUGUAAUUUGCCUCCUGGGACUGACGACGAAAUGUUAGCCGAGUUCUUUGGCACUAUUGGCUUGCUAAAGAAAGAUAAAAGAACAGGUCGACCAAAAAUAUGGUUAUAUCGCGACAAAAUAACAAACGAGCCUAAAGGAGAUGCUACAGUGACAUAUGAAGAUCCAUACGCUGCACAAGCUGCUGUAGAAUGGUUCAACAAUAAAGAAUUCCAUGGAAGCAUCAUUGAAGUUUUAAUGGCAGAAUCAAAAAAUUCCAAUAACCUAGUCACACCAGUUAUUGAACCAAGUUUGGUGGUUGGUGAUGUUAUUGGUCUGGAUGAAAGUGGUGGAGACAUGACUGAAGGUGGUGGAAGGGGUAGAGGUCGUGGUGGUGGUGGUGGUGAUGGUUCAAAUGCUCCGCCAAAGGCAUGGCAACAAGAUGGGGACUGGAUGUGUCCGAAUACAAGUUGUUCGAAUGUGAACUUUGCAUUUCGUGGUGUAUGCAACCGUUGUGGUAGUGCAAGACCCGCCGGAGCUUCAGGCGGCGGUGGAGGGGCGGCAGGCCGGGGCAGGGGCCGUGGUGGUCCUGAAGCAGGUGGUGGUCGUGGUGUUGGUGGUCCCACCGGUCUUUUUGGUCCUAAUGACUGGCCUUGUCCAAUGUGUGGUAACAUCAACUGGGCAAAGCGUUUGAAAUGCAACAUCUGCAACACAAACAAACCCGGUGUUAGUGAAGGGGGUGUGAGAGGAGGACGUGCUGGUGGGUACAAAGAACUUGAUGAAGAAGAGCUAGAAGAAACAAAAAGGCGCAGGAGGGAAGCCGAAGAAGAUGAUGGUGAGAUGUAUGAUGAAUUUGGAAACCUGAAGAAGAAAUUUCGUGUGAAAGCACAUCAAGCUGAAGUUGGUCAGGUGCUGCCUGGAACUGGACGUGCAGGGUGGGAGGUUGAGGAGCUAGGAAUGAGUGAUAGAGAAAAGAGAGAAAGAAGCAGAGAUAGAGGAAGGGAGAGGGAAAGGGAAAGGGAGGAAAGUAUUAGGAGAAGGAGCAGAAGCCGAGAGAGGGAUAGGGGAAGGGAAAGGGAAAGGGAAAGAGAUUAUGAUAGAGACAGAGAAUACAGUCAAAGGGACCAACGUCACAGGUAUCAUCAUUGAUUAUUAAUGUAAGUUUGUUUGUGUUUUUUAAGGUUGUUGGGAUAAUGUUAACUACACUCUUGUAUCCUGCUACUCCUUCAUUGGACAAUGUCGAUUGGAUUGUUUUUAGCAAACGGUUAUGACUUGAAUCCUUUUGUGUUAAAUUGCUAUUCUGAAUCCUUAUUUGUUUAUGGG